Molecule: messenger RNA, 834 nt
Organism: Boeremia exigua
Lineage: Eukaryota; Fungi; Ascomycota; Dothideomycetes; Pleosporales; Didymellaceae
Exons: 1
Coding region: 1-834 (277 amino acids)
Source: RefSeq, a predicted model, not a curated record
AUGUCGCAACGCGACAAUCGCGACCUGCCGCCCUUCGUUUACGAACCUUUACUGCCGAGCCAGAUCAGGCUGUUGAUGCCGACAGACGACGAAGAUGGCCUGUCGUGGACAUUGCAAGUGGUCACUUUGGACGAUGAAUUGGAGUUUGAGGCUCUUUCCUACACGUGGGGCGCACAAGAUGAAACGUUCCCCAUCACUUUGAACGGUCGGAGACACCACGUCCAUCGCAAUUUGUUUACGGCACUGCCAAACAUUGCGCGACGCAACACGUAUCGACCGAGAUGGGUAUCGGUCAAGAACGAAGAGGAGAGAAGUCAUGAUCCUACUGAUCAUAAUCAAGACAUGAACGGGACGAUCUCCUAUGCCAGUGAAGACGACUCGGCCGGUCGCGAUAAUCAGAAUGAAGCGUCUUUUAAUAAUAGAGUGAAUUAUUCGUCUAUUCACAGUACUGGAGACGCCGAGGAUAACUGGAUGUGGGAAAAGGCAUCCGGACACGAGACAAUGACUGCGACGCCGCUUCGACCGAUCUGGAUUGAUGCUUUGUGUAUCAAUCAAGGCGACCACGAAGAAAAGCUCGUUCAGCUUGCUUCUAUGAACCGCAUCUACCGUGAAGCAGCAAUGGUCUGGGUUUGUCUUGAACCCCCAGAGGAUCCAGACUCAGUUGAUCAAGCGAUUGAGUUGCUUCCCACUAUCGUCUAUGCAUCACGCUUUAUGUGGGAAUCUCCUGAUAUGCAAUACGAAACUAACUUGAAGAACAAUCCACAUUUCCCUGCGUUGGAAAGGAUUGAUCCCAAGACACUGAAGGUUCUGAAGCACCUACUAGGCAAUCGAUAG